AUGAAUCAAAUUGGACAUUUUUCCCGGCGAAAUUAUUACCAUAACCCUGCGCCCUCUCCCUAUUUAUAUGCAACCUUACCAGAGGUUUUUGACGCAACUGCCAAACGGCUUCCUUCCAAACAUGCCGUCGUUGUUUACCAGAGCCGCACUCAAAGAGACUGUUGGACGUUUGCCGAACUUCGAAAGAAGUCCAUUGCCUUGGCGACAGCACUGUAUCAGCGUGGUUACAAGCGGGGCGACCGCAUCGCCGUUUUUGCUCCAAACUGCCAUGAAUACUUUCUAAUUGUGCUGGCACUGAGUCGCAUCGGAUGCAAUGGAUUUCUUUUCAGCAACUUAGACACCCUAGCUAACAAUAUGGAGCAGUAUGCGUGCCUGGCGUUGGUCAUGUACGUUGGAACAAAUAAAGAAAAAAUGGUUUGCGAGGAAAUAGCCAAGAAGACUUCAGACAUUGUUACUUUUGGUCCCAACUCUGAUGGAAUUUCCGGGUCUUCUGUUCGCUUGUGUUCACUAAUUGAGAAAGAAGAUGCUCUCGAUCAGCAUAACCUGCCCGAUGCAAAGAACUUCACCCCAGACGAUCCGCUCUUUGUCUUCUUUACGUCGGGUUCUACUGGAAAACCGAAAGGAGUACAAUACACCCACCGGUUCCUCCUGCAGUUUUCCUCUUUCAAUGAAAUGCUGGAAGUCAAAGAAGACAGCAUUUGUUUCAACGACCGCCCAUUGGCUUGGUUAGGUGGGAUCAAUACACUUAUGGUAAUGGCUGUUUAUGGGGUUACAGGGGUAACCGUGAAUACAGCCAUAACCGUAGCCGAUGGAGAGGUCGACUUUGUGAUGGGAAUAUUAAAGAGGGAACGAUGCACCCACGUAUUAAUGAUGCGCUAUUUUAUGGUUGAUCUACUCGCCCGCGACGACCCCUCGCUGCACGACGUACCUAGUCUCCAGUAUAUACUCACAGGUGGUCAAAUCCUGGACAUGAACACUACAAAAGACAUCAUGCUUCUUUUUCCAAACGUUAAGUGCGUUGUUAAUGGUUACGGAUCGACUGAGGUUGGCUCUGGUGCUUUACGAUUCAAUACAAUAACAACGUACAGCGAUACCAUGAAAGUAGUCAACGGUGUCGAGGCCAAAUUAAUUGAUGAAAAUGGUCUAGAUAUCCCUCCUGACACAGAAGGAGAACUAUGCUUCCGCUCUCCUUGGAUCUUACCCAAGUGUUAUGUGGAUAACGAAGAAGCAUCAAGAAAAGCAUCGGACGAUGCUGGAUGGUUCCACACUUCAGACAUCGCAAUGAUGAAUGCUGAUGGUGAAAUCAAAAUCUGCGGCCGUAAGGACGACAUGAUAAAACGUGCGACUAUCAAGGUAUUCCCUGCAGAAGUUGAGAAUGUUAUCUCAGAGCAUCCUGCUGUUAAACAGGUUGUCGUUGUUGGGGUGCCAGACGCAAGGCUUGGAGAGGAGCUCUGUGCAAGCGUAAUCCUUAACGAAGAACAUACAGCAGAUGGUCUUCAAGAAUGGUGUAAGGCUCGCUUUUCCGUGGGACCCGAUGGUUUGUCUUUGGCACCAAAGUACUUUUUGACACGCUCCGAGUUUCCGAAAACGCUUACAGGAAAAACUGACAGAAAACUAAUCAAGCAGUUGGCAAUAAACGAACUAAAAUUAAAAAUGUAA
Lingula anatina is the source of this 1659-nucleotide messenger RNA. RefSeq names its product medium-chain acyl-CoA ligase ACSF2, mitochondrial-like. The record is from RefSeq and is a predicted model, not a curated record. Lineage: Eukaryota; Metazoa; Brachiopoda; Lingulata; Lingulida; Lingulidae.